This is a messenger RNA of Colletotrichum orchidophilum, 132 nucleotides long. RefSeq lists its product as uncharacterized. The coding region runs from base 1 to 132 and encodes 43 amino acids. Lineage: Eukaryota; Fungi; Ascomycota; Sordariomycetes; Glomerellales; Glomerellaceae. The record is from RefSeq and is a predicted model, not a curated record. The transcript has a single exon.
AUGGGAGUUUGUUGGCGUCACAUCGGGAAUGUGCUUGGCUACUGCUUUUGUGGUGUUGCAUCCCGUGUCGCUUUGAUCGUUCGAGGCUCUCGGCUACUCAAAAAGCAACAGGGAACGGAGCAAGGAGACUGA